CAUUUCGCCAUUUAUGGACUGUUUAACUGGAUUGCAGCAUUGGUUACAAUGGACCAGUUUCAGUGCGGUCGUCAAAAGUAGCCGCAGUGUCGGAGUCACUCGCAUUACGCUCCGACGAUAUGAGACAGCAGAGCGGAGUGCUUCCAAACACACGGAUGCAGCCGGAGCUGUCCUCGUUAAUUUAACUUGUGUAUCAUUUGGAUUGAAUGUUCAUCGGUCUGUUGGCUGGCACUGGGGACAGUUGGUUUGUGGAAAAGAGAAAUCCCGGGAGCGCAUACAAAGGAGGCAAGAAUAAAACUGAAAACCCAGCAACUUCGUAAGCGUCCACGCGAUGGGUAGUCGAGGGCACUAUCGAUACCACUGGCAGAGCCACAAUGUCAAGCAGAGUGGAGUGGAUGACAUGGUCCUUUUGUCCAAGAUCACAGAAGACUCCAUUGUAGAAAACCUGAAAAAGCGAUACAUGGAUGAUUACAUAUUUACAUACAUUGGACCAGUGCUUAUCUCUGUUAAUCCAUUUAAACAGAUGCCAUAUUUUAGUGAAAAAGAAGUAGAAAUGUACCAGGGAGCAGCGCCAUAUGAGAAUCCACCUCAUAUUUAUGCCCUUGCUGACCAUAUGUAUCGAAACAUGGUGAUAGAUCGUGAAAAUCAAUGUGUCAUCAUCAGUGGUGAAAGUGGUGCUGGGAAAACUGUGGCUGCAAAGUAUAUCAUGGGCUAUAUUUCAAGAAUUUCUGGAGGUGGCCCAAAGGUUCAGCAUGUCAAAGACAUCAUACUUCAGUCAAAUCCUUUGCUGGAAGCCUUUGGUAAUGCAAAAACAGUGAGAAAUAACAACUCCAGUCGUUUUGGCAAAUACUUUGAAAUUCAGUUCAGCCCUGGUGGGGAGCCGGAUGGUGGAAAAAUAUCUAAUUUCUUACUAGAGAAAUCCAGAGUUGUUAUGAGGAAUCCUGGUGAACGAAGCUUCCAUAUUUUUUACCAGUUAAUUGAGGGGGCAAAUGCAGAGCAAAGAAGCAACCUUGGAAUUACUUCCUUAGAAUAUUACUAUUAUCUCAAUCAGUCUGGAUCCUAUAAAGUAGAUGAUAUAAAUGAUAAGAGUGACUUCCAGGAAACAAUACAUGCCAUGAAUGUGAUUGGAAUCUUUUCUGAUGAACAAGCAAUGGUCCUUCAAAUAGUGGCAGGAGUUCUUCAUCUGGGCAAUAUAACUUUUAAAGAAUCUGGAAAUUAUGCAGCAGUGGAAAGUGAGGAAUUUUUGGCCUUCCCUGCAUUUCUCCUGGGGAUUAACCAAAACAGAUUGAAGGAGAAAUUGACCAGCAGGCAGAUGGACAGCAAAUGGGGAGGGAAAUCGGAGAGCAUCAAUGUGACCCUUAAUGUGGAGCAGGCCUGUUACACCCGUGAUGCCCUUUCCAAAGCUCUGCAUGCAAGAGUCUUUGAUUUUCUUGUUGAUUCAAUAAACAAAGCCAUGGAGAAGGAUCAUGAAGAAUACAAUAUUGGAGUGUUAGAUAUUUAUGGAUUUGAAAUUUUUCAGAAAAAUGGCUUUGAGCAGUUUUGCAUCAACUUUGUGAAUGAAAAACUCCAACAGAUCUUCAUAGAGCUGACUCUAAAAGCUGAACAGGAAGAAUAUAUCCAGGAAGGCAUCAAAUGGACACCUAUAGACUACUUCAAUAACAAGAUAGUAUGUGAUCUAAUAGAGAGCAAAGUUAACCCACCAGGUAUUAUGAGCAUAUUAGAUGAUGUGUGUGCCACUAUGCAUGCUGUGGGAGAGGGAGCUGAUCAAACACUGCUGCAGAAGCUACGGAUGCAGAUUGGCACUCAUGACCAUUUUAACAGCUGGAACCAAGGCUUCAUUGUUCACCACUAUGCAGGCAAGGUCUCUUACGAUGUGGAUGGAUUUUGUGAAAGGAACAGAGAUGUUUUAUUUACCGAUCUCAUAGAGUUAAUGCAAAGCAGUGAGAUACCCUUUAUUAAAGCACUAUUUCCAGAAAGUCUUCAGGCAGAGAAAAAGGGACGUCCAACAACAGCAGGAAGCAAAAUCAAGAAACAAGCUAAUGACCUGGUGAGCACACUGAUGAAAUGCACUCCCCACUAUAUUCGCUGCAUCAAACCCAAUGAGACCAAAAAGCCAAAAGACUGGGAGGAGAGCAGAGUUAAACAUCAGGUGGAGUACCUAGGCCUGAAAGAAAACAUCCGAGUGAGAAGAGCAGGUUAUGCGUACAGGAGGAUCUUCAGGAAAUUUCUAAACAGGUAUGCCAUUUUAACAAAGGAAUCCUGGGCAUCUUGGCAUGGGGAUGAGAAACAGGGUGUUCUGCACCUUCUACGAUCAGUUAACAUCGACCCAGACCAGUUCCAACUGGGCCGAACUAAAGUGUUCAUUAAAGCUCCAGAGUCGUUAUUUUUGUUAGAAGAAACACGUGAAAGAAAAUAUGAUGGCUUUGCUCGCACAAUUCAGAAGGCAUGGCGGAAAUACACGGCAAGAAAACGUUAUGUACAGAUGAGAGAGGAAGCUUCAGAUUUGCUUUUAAACAGAAAAGAAAGACGGAGACACAGCAUCAAUCGAAACUUUGUUGGAGAUUACAUUGGUAUGGAUGACCGUCCAGAGUUGCGGAAAUUUGUGGGCAAGAGGGAGAAAAUUGACUUUGCAGACACUGUCACCAAAUAUGACCGAAGGUUCAAGGGAAUAAAGAGAGAUCUUAUACUUACCCCAAAGUGUGUUUACUUAAUUGGCCGAGAGAAAGUAAAACAAGGACCAGAAAAAGGUCAGGUGAGGGAGGUGAUGAAACGAAGGAUUGAGGUUGAAAGGAUUACAGCAGUGUCAGCCAGCACCAUGCAGGAUGACUUCAUUAUCCUUCACGAGCAAGAAUAUGACAGCCUUUUAGAGUGCACAUUCAAGACUGAGUUCAUAAGCCUUCUGGCCAAACGAUUCGAAGAGAGAACGCAACGAAAACUGCCUCUCAAGUUUAGCAACACUCUUGAUUUGAAAUUAAAGAAAGAGAACUGGGGUCCAUGGAGUGCUGGUGGCUCUCGCCAGGUCCAGUUUUUACAAGGACAAGGGGACAUGGCAAUACUGAAACCCUCUAGCAAAACACUGCAAGUCAGCAUUGGCCCAGGGUUGCCCAAAAACUCUCGUCCCAGUAAGAAGAACUUUGUACAGAGUGGAGCAAUUUCAAGACAGCAAUCAAGUUUUCCAGUCAGGGCAGCUCCGGCACCUCCAGGAUCUCACCAGAAUGGAAUGCUAAAGACCUCUCACAACAGCGUUCACAACAGUGUUCACCAUCGCCCUGCUCCAGGCUAUCUUCAGGCCCAACCAAAAGGAACUGGCAGCAAAAUGGAAAGACCUUCACUUCCUCAGCCUCAUAGCAUUAACAAGGAGAGGAACCAACGGCUGCAGCCUAAUUUGGACUUUCUGAGGGUGCCAGAUCAAGGAGCUGCAGGCAUCCGAGCUGGGCAGCCAACACCAAAGCAAAGAAUCAUUCAGAGGCAGAUGACCAACCGGCCUCCUCCUGGAGGUGGGAGACCCAAACCUGCUCCCAAACCCAAGCCUCAGAUGCCCCAGUGCAAGGCGCUGUAUGCUUAUGACGCCCAGGACACGGAUGAGCUCAGUUUCAAUGCUGAUGACGUUAUUGAAAUUGUCAGAGAAGAUGCCUCUGGAUGGUGGACAGGAAGGCUGCGUGGAAAACAAGGUUUAUUUCCUAACAACUAUGUCACGAAGAUCUAAAUGGCCUUCUUGCUGCUGCAUCAACUCCAAAUGAAGGAACUUCAGACGAUAAGCCAAGGAGGAAUUGGACAGUUGAAGGGUCGUGACCCCUGUCCCAUCGCAGGCUUGGCAGACUGUGGCAUAGUGGACAGAGCCGAAGUCUUUUCCACUCGUACUUGUGAAAGUCACACGACAAUUGUGAAGCACUGAACAAACUAUUUAUUAUAUUUAUGGCAGGUUUUAUUUCUUCCACCCAGUUCUUACAAAGUUCAUAUAAUGCAGGGAGAUUGUUAUUUAGACAGGUGCCUUAAUUUAUUGAGAAGAGGGGCCUUCUAAUCUUAAUGUAAUGAUCAUCUGCCGUUUCCUUUUCCUUCAGAAAGUUGCUGCUACAGUUCACACCAUUUAUUGCUAUUUGCCAGUGCGGCUGGAGUUUAAUGGUUUGCCGUCAUUCUGGCCAGUAUGAGUAAUGCGGUCCUCCAACUGAUAACCCAUUCACAGGGGUCUCCGCUCACGGAGUGACAUUUUGGACGUGUCUGCAGGUAACAGCUUGGAACCUCUGAAAUGUCCUGAUAACACACCCAGCAACCGCCAUGCUGACCACCCAACUAUUCCUAAUGUGGCGUGGUCCCAAAAUCCGACAUGACACACUCGGCUGGAUCUUUGAAUCCUAAGGAAUCGUUUUAUGUUAAUUUUAUAGUAUUAUUGUUCUUUAUUCUGUUACACUAGAGGGGAAUGCUUGUUCACAGUAGCAGAACAGAAACCAAAGCUUUUAGGGUCUUAAACCGUGUUCUUUUGUAUUUAUUGUUUUAUUUUAGCACUUCAAACUGCUGCCUAUCUGUUGUUCCAAGUUGACACUUUGGCACUUUGCUGUAAUCUGAAAUACUGGGAUGAAAGUUUGUUUUGUGUUUCUGUUUUCAUUAAAUAAUUUGGUUAGGCUAGUUGAAGUUCCCUUGUAUAGCGCACUCCCCACCCUUGAAGAAGCAGCUGCCAUCCAAUAGAAUUAAGGCAGCAGGCGCUCAUAAAGUGUCUGGAGUUGCGGCCCUCGGACGAUGUUGAUAUGGCUGGUCCAUACGUGUGGAUGUAGCAGGUUUAGUAGCCGUCGCUGUGUGAACCUGCCGUGUUGCACUCUACUUUAUAUUUUUUUUUGUUGUAUGAUAUAUUGCUUUAAAUAAACCUGGUACUUGUAUAGCAGCUUUUUGAACAAUUA
Erpetoichthys calabaricus (reedfish) is the source of this 4892-nucleotide messenger RNA. RefSeq names its product myosin IEa (gene myo1ea). Gene Ontology annotation, biological process: vesicle transport along actin filament; actin filament organization. Gene Ontology annotation, molecular function: microfilament motor activity; actin filament binding; ATP binding. The coding region runs from base 332 to 3706 and encodes 1124 amino acids. The record is from RefSeq and is a predicted model, not a curated record. The transcript is spliced from 29 exons. Lineage: Eukaryota; Metazoa; Chordata; Cladistia; Polypteriformes; Polypteridae. Gene Ontology annotation, cellular component: microvillus; actin cytoskeleton; plasma membrane.